Danio aesculapii is the source of this 2460-nucleotide messenger RNA. RefSeq names its product adenosine monophosphate deaminase 1 (isoform M) (gene ampd1). The transcript has 15 exons. Gene Ontology annotation, biological process: AMP metabolic process; IMP salvage. The coding region runs from base 99 to 2252 and encodes 717 amino acids. NCBI's taxonomy places the organism in Eukaryota, Metazoa, Chordata, Actinopteri, Cypriniformes, Danionidae. Gene Ontology annotation, molecular function: AMP deaminase activity. Gene Ontology annotation, cellular component: cytosol. The record is from RefSeq and is a predicted model, not a curated record.
CCAGUGUCCGGCUACACACUUCCCCGCUACAGAGGAGCAGUGUCGGACCGGCCAGCUUUCCACAGGAAGAGUGACAGUGUCACGAGCCCACAGCCAACAUGCCCAAAGUCGCUGUGCCCGAGACGGAUGACUGCACGCGCGCAAUCGCAGAGCGUGUUUUUGCUUCAGAGACCAAAGAUGAAGAUGUGCGUGAGGAAAUCUCCCUGUUUGGUGUGGCAGACGACUGUCCCAUCCUCAACCAGGAGCAGGCCCAGCACGUAGCCGAUCAUGAUGAUGAAGAGAAGCGUAAGAAAUAUCUCAGCCGCUCUCAUCCCCUGCUCGAGGACAAACCGACCUAUUUGGAGGUUCCCCUUUUCCAGAGAGUGUCCAUUACUGGUGACUAUGCUGCUGGGGUGACCAUGGAUGACUUCGAGCUGGCCUGUAAGGGUCUGUAUCGGGCCCUGACUAUCAGAGAGAAGUACAUGAGACUGGCCUUGCAGAGAUUCCCAGUCACUCCAUCCCAGUUCUUACGCAAGAUUGAAGGAGAAACAUGGAAACCUGAAGAUCAGGUGCUUCCAGUCUUCACCCCUCUUCCUAAACCCGGCGAGGACCCUUUCUGCACAAAGGAUUUCCCUCCUAACCUCGGCUACAUUGCUCGUAUGAAGGAUGGUGUGAUCUAUGUCUACAAAGACGCAGCUGCUGCUGAUAAACACCAGCCACUGAACCAUCCUGGUCCAGACCUGGCCACCUUCCUCGACGACAUGAACUUCCUCAUUGCCUUGAUUGCUCAGGGCCCAACAAAGACCUACACUCACCGUCGUCUGAAGUUCCUCAUGUCAAAGUUCAACGUGCAUGAGAUGCUGAACGAGAUGGAGGAAAUGAAAGAGCUGAAGAAAAAUCCCCACAGAGACUUUUAUAACUGUAGGAAGGUUGAUACUCACAUCCAUGCUGCCGCCUGCAUGAACCAGAAGCAUCUCCUCCGCUUCAUCAAGAAGUCCUACCGCAUCGAUGCAGAUCGGGUGGUGCAUGUUUUGAAGGGCAAAGAAGUGACCCUGAAGGAGCUUUUUGCAUCUCUAAACCUGCACCCUUAUGACCUGACUGUAGAUUCCCUUGAUGUGCACGCUGGCCGACAAACCUUCCAGCGCUUUGAUAAAUUCAAUGCCAAGUACAACCCCGUUGGUGCCAGUGAGCUGCGUGAUCUUUAUAUGAAGACUGAGAACCACAUAUCCGGAGAAUACUUUGCAACCAUUAUUAAGGAAGUUGCUAGUGACCUGGAGGACGCCAGAUACCAGUACGCGGAGCCUCGUCUGUCCAUCUAUGGCUGUAACUCUAAUGAGUGGGCUAAGCUUUCCAGCUGGUUUAACAAGCACAGAGUCUUUUCUCCUCACCUCAAAUGGAUGAUUCAAGUGCCCAGAAUCUACGACAUUUUCAGAGGCAGGAACUUUGUGCCACACUUCGGAAAGAUGCUGGAAAACAUCUUCCUCCCUGUUUUCCAGGCUACAAUUGACCCAAACUCCAACCCAGAGCUUAGUGUCUUCUUGAGGCAUGUGACAGGCUUUGACAGCGUGGACGAUGAGUCCAAACACAGCGGCCACAUGUUCUCCACAAAGAGCCCCAAACCUGAGGAAUGGGACAUUGUGAAGAACCCAUCAUACACUUACUGGAUUUACUACAUGUAUGCCAACAUCGCCCUUCUCAACCAGCUGCGCAAGGAAAGAGGAAUGAACACGUUUCAGUUCAGACCUCACUGUGGUGAAGCUGGAGCCAUCACUCACCUGCUGGCCUGCUUCAUGACCGCAGACAACAUCUCUCACGGCCUCAACCUCAAAAAGAGUCCAGUCCUGCAGUACCUGUAUUAUCUGGCUCAGGUGCCCAUUGCCAUGUCUCCUCUGAGCAACAACAGUCUGUUCCUGGAGUACAACAAGAAUCCGCUGCUGGAGUUUCAUAAGAAGGGCCUGAUGGUCUCUCUGUCCACCGAUGACCCCAUGCAGUUCCACUACACCAAGGAGCCGCUGAUGGAGGAGUACGCCAUCGCAGCGCAGGUGUUCAAGCUCAGCACAUGUGACAUGUGUGAGAUCGCCAGAAACAGCGUCCUGCAGAGCGGCCUUUCUGCUGAGGAGAAGAUUCACUUCCUGGGCACCAGCUACCUGAAGGACGGCCCUGAGGGAAACGACAUCCGCAAAACCAACGUGGCUCAGAUCCGCAUGGCGUACCGCUACGAGACCCAGUGCUAUGAGCUGAAUCUCAUCCGAGAGGGAGUGAUGGCUGAGUAAAUCAACAUGCAGACUCUGAUUCAGGCUCUUCUUAAACGAGAGCCGUAUUUCUGCUAAUAUUCAUGAGAAGCCCGUGAGAUAACAUUCAUGUCUUACUGCAGUUUGCAGUUAAUAAGUUUACAUCCCCCUUUUUAAUUUUUUUUUUAUUGGUCAUGCUUUGGGGGGAAAGCCUGUUGCAGCUGACUCAAUAAACUAAAUCUAUAUUUAA